UGCGUAAGGGCAACCUAUCAAAAGACCUGUAGUGCCGUCUAGAGUCUGACGCAAAAGGGUACUUGGUUCAGGGCUAAAUAAAGAAAGGAAAUGCAAUUUAGGUUAGAGCUAGUUGGGUAAAGUCUCGUUUCUUUGGUUACGAAGAGAAAUAUUCAAACAGAGAAAAAUUUCAAACACCCCGGCGGAUAUUACGGUAAUUCUGUUUAUUCUUCCCGAACGGUUUCAGAGUGGUAUUUUAGUGUCCCAUGAUACUAACUGAUAUCAGACUUCAUUAUUGAAAUUUCUCUUACUAAUUUACUGAUAUCGAAUUCAAAUUCUUCUAAAACCAAAUUCAUAAUCGUAAUCAAACAUCAUCGUCGUCUUCUUCGACUUCGUAUAUAAAAAUUUCCGAUCUUCCUAUGGUCUCACUAGAUUUCUAUCAGCAUACAUGGCAUCAUUGAUAGAUACAGUAUACAUUGAGCUUUCAAAACCCACUAUCAUCUUUGGAAUUAAAUUAUGGAUUCUAAUUACGAUUUGCAUCGGCUUGUUCAUUUUUCUCAUCCUAUGCUGUAUCAUCACUUGUUGUUGCAGAAAAUCUUCAAAAAAACAUAAAGUUGGUUCAUAUUCUAAAAACCCUAACCUAGAAAAGAUAGUUACAGUUCCUUCUAAUCAAUCUCUUGUUCCUCCUAAUCAAUCUCUUGUUCCUGAUCAAGUACAAAUCGAUGUGAACAAGACAGAGCAUCGAUUGUCAGUCACUUCUAAUAGACAUGCUUCAAAUAGACAUUCUUCUGCUCGUUCUUAUAGAAUUAAUAGAUCAACAUCUGAUAUUGAAUUGGAUUCAAUAGCUCCGUUAGAAAUUUCACCUAUGGCUUGGGUCCGUUGGUUUACUUUGAGAGAACUUAAUGAUGCAACUGAUAUCUUUUCAAAUGAUAAUGUUAUUGGAGAAGGUCAGUACGGAAUCGUCUAUCGAGGUGUUUUGCCUGAUGGUACUUGGUUAGCCGUGAAAUGGCUCUUCAAUAGCAGAGGCCAAGCAGAAAAUGAAUUUAAAGCUGAGGUGGAAGCACUUGGGCAUAUUAGGCACAAGAAUUUGGUCACAUUGCUUGGAUACUGUUUGGAGGGUUCCUCCAGGAUGCUUGUUUACGAGUACGUGGACAAUGGUAAUCUCAACCAGUGGCUUCAUAAGGAUGUAAUGCAAGUCAGCCCUCUAACAUGGGAUAUGCGCCUGGAUAUUCUGAUCGGAAUCGCAAAAGGAUUGAGCUACCUUCAUGAAGGUCUAGAGCAUAAGAUCGUCCAUCGUGAUGUGAAGUCUUGCAAUAUAUUGCUAGACCAAUACUGGAAUCCAAAGGUUGCUGAUUUUGGACUUUCAAGGGUCUUAGAUACUGACAUGACCCACGUGACGACUCGUGUGAUUGGAACAUAUGGCUAUGUUGCACCAGAAUAUGCUUGUGCUGGUAUCUUGAAUGACAGAAGCGAUGUUUAUAGCUUCGGUGUACUUGUUAUGGAGAUGGUUAGCGGGAGGAGCCCUUCCAGUUUCAGUGAAUCCCCUGAAGAGAUGAGUUUGGUGGAUUGGUUAAAGAAGCUGAUUGAGACGCAAAGAUACAACGACAUAGUGGAUCCGAAAUUGCCUGAUAUACCUUCUUCUAAGUCACUCAAAAGUGUUCUGCUACUUGCUCUUCGAUGCGUUGAUCCAGAUGCACAACAAAGGCCUAAAAUGGGCCAAAUUGUGCACAUGCUCGAGAGUACAGAUCGGUUGCAUAACCAUGAGUUUUUGCAGAAACAUAAGAUCACGCGAGAGGCUUCUCAUUCUCGUCAUUGACUUUCUACGUGAGUUAGUGUAAAAGAAUGGUCGAGCAUUGAGUGUUGAAUUGCUCAGCCGAUGGAGUCUUCAAAUGCACACAAGUAGAACAUUGUAGAAAUCAUACCCAGCAGCUACAUGUAUCAAAUCAGCAUAUGAAUUCAAACAAGUACCUAAAGUUCAUUUUACUCUUACAACUUCCCUUUUUAAGCUUUUUUAGCGUUGACUUUUGUUUUUUUUUCUUUUUAUAUUUACCACACCAAUUUGACACAAAUCUUAUAUUGUACCUUAUAGCGCGUUUGGAUACAAUUCUGCUUCUGAAGUAGAAGUCAAAAGUUGAGAUAUUUUGCUUCACAAAAAGUCAACUUUUCUGCUUUUA
This is a messenger RNA of Papaver somniferum (opium poppy), 2153 nucleotides long. RefSeq names its product probable serine/threonine-protein kinase At1g01540. Bases 428 to 1795 code for a protein of 455 amino acids. Gene Ontology annotation, biological process: protein phosphorylation. NCBI's taxonomy places the organism in Eukaryota, Viridiplantae, Streptophyta, Magnoliopsida, Ranunculales, Papaveraceae. The record is from RefSeq and is a predicted model, not a curated record. Gene Ontology annotation, molecular function: protein kinase activity; ATP binding. The transcript has 7 exons.